Molecule: messenger RNA, 3411 nt
Organism: Tachysurus fulvidraco (yellow catfish)
Lineage: Eukaryota; Metazoa; Chordata; Actinopteri; Siluriformes; Bagridae
Gene: iqsec3b
Product: IQ motif and Sec7 domain ArfGEF 3b
Exons: 16
Coding region: 153-3335 (1060 amino acids)
Biological process (GO): regulation of ARF protein signal transduction; actin cytoskeleton organization
Molecular function (GO): protein binding; guanyl-nucleotide exchange factor activity
Source: RefSeq, a predicted model, not a curated record
UCUCUCUCUCUCUCUCUCUCUCUCUCUCUCUCUCUCUCUCUCUCUCACUCUCUCUCUCGCUCGCUCGCUCGCUCUUCUUUCUUUCUCCGGGUCCAGCUGAGCGCGCAGCCUGAUUCUGUCCUGUCGCUCGGCGCGCUUCUCCAUCCAGCACCAUGUCGAGCCUGUUGGAGAACCCUCUUCAGGCGGUGCUCUACCUCAAGGAGCUGACAACCAUCGUGCAGAACCAGCAGGGCCUCAUUCAGACCCAGCGGCGCCGCAUCGACACGCUAGAGCGCAAAUUAAAGGAGUUGGCUGGAGAAAACCUGCGGCUCCACGACGGUACACACCGGCAUCCCUCGCGGCCUCAUCCGCCCCCUCGCACCUCCUCCGCUUUGGCCACCAGGGACGGGACGCCCCCUCCUCUGCGGACACCGACUAUUCAAACCGAGCCCCACUCACCACAAGACAUGCAGCUGGUACCUGCCGUGCCCAGCGGUGCAAGCAUAUACGCGUCAACGGAGGACACGGACGCAGACACGCGCUGCCGUUCCCUGGUGCCCCAGAUGUCCACCGCUCUCUGUCGGACCGGCCCAAGGAAUUCAGAAAGCCAGACUGUCCUGCACCAGUUCUGCUGCCCCGCCCCUGAAGCUCCUGAAGGCGAUCCCAUUGGCUGUUCAAGCCGUUCCGUCCAUCCAGUCAAAGGAGAGGAGGAGAAAGACCAGAAGGACACCCCUCGUUUAAGCCCUACAUCCUGUUCACAUACUCCAGACUAUGAGCUGUCUCCUGAUCUCAAACAAAAACAGAUUGAGGAUUUGGAGCAGAAGUACGGUGGUGCAUUAAUCUCCCGUCGUGCUGCCUGUAAGAUCCAGACUGCGUUCCGUCAGUACCAGCUCAGCAAGAACUUCCAGAAGAUCCGCAACUCGGUUCUGGAGAGCGGUAUUCCUCGUCGCAUGUCCAUGCGCAGGGUGCGUGUGCAAAGAGACGGCUUUUCUGCUGAGCGUGCUCUGAUGGAGGGAUGUUCUCUUAUGGGUAUCCCACUCACACACUCCAGCUCGAUGCCCACAGGUGCUGCAAACACGCUCACAAACCUGGAGGACACCUUCAGCGAACAGGUGCAGUCCUUGGCCCGCUCUAUAGAUGAGGCCUUGAGCAGCUGGACUUCAGUACAUGAUGGGGAUGGGGAUGGGGAUGGGGAUGGGGAUGGGGAUGGGGCAGAGACUUCAGUGCCCAAGUCCCCUGGAUCGGUCACAGAGGACCUGCUCAUGGACCAGACCACCUUUCAGGAGGCCACGCAGGAAAACAUUCCUCGUAGCGCCAGCAAGCUCAUGAUGGCUUUCAGAGACGUGACAGUACAAAUCGACAACCACAACUUUCGCCUGUCCUCCUCUGUUCUCGAGUCUGUUUCUCUAGGCAACGGCAUCUCCAAGGAAACUGCCACGGCACCGCAAGCAAGGGUGCAGAGUGGGGGUCAACAUGAAUCGUCAACCACGACUGAGGCUGAAUUCCCAGCCCCGCCCCCUAGUGAGGAGAUAGCGUCGGAUCAGCGGCCCGCUAGUGAUGAAGCGGAAUCUGCCCGGUCGCGUUGGGAGAAGCCGCUGGCUAAUCAGAGUGCGUCUGAGAACAGCUCUGAGCCAAUCAGCAGCAGCAGCACAUCCACCUCGGCGUGUGAGAACAUGAUCAUAUCCUUACCGCGCGCUCACUGCCCAGACACGCACUGUGGCACGCUCUCCACAGACGUAGCACGCAAGCGCCUGUACCGCAUCGGACUCAACCUGUUCAACAUAAACCCAGACAAAGGCAUCCAGUUCCUGAUCUCACGAGGUUUCAUCCCUGACACGGCCAUCGGCGUGGCUCACUUCCUGCUGCAGAGGAAGGGUUUAAGUCGGCAGAUGAUUGGAGAGUUUCUGGGCAACAGCAAGAGACAGUUCAACAGAGAUGUUCUUGACUGUGUGGUGGAUGAGAUGGAUUUCUCCAUGCUGGAGCUGGACGAGGCUCUCCGGAAGUUUCAGGCUCAUGUGCGCGUACAGGGAGAAGCUCAGAAGGUGGAGAGGCUCAUUGAAGCUUUCAGUCAGAGGUACUGUAUGUGUAACCCUGAUGUGGUGCAGCAGUUCCACAACCCUGACACCAUCUUCAUCCUGGCCUUCGCCAUCGUCCUGCUCAACACCGACAUGUACAGCCCUAACAUCAAACCCGAGCGCAAGAUGCUCCUCGAGGACUUUAUACGCAACCUCCGAGGGGUGGAUGACGGUGCUGAUAUUCCACGGGAGAUGGUGGCUGGCAUAUACGAGCGCAUCCAACAGCGCGAGCUUCGCUCCAACGAGGACCAUGUGACCUACGUCACCAGGGUGGAGCAGAGCAUUCAGGGAAUGAAGACGAUCCUGUCCAUGCCUCAUCGGAGGCUGGUGUGCUGCAGUCGUCUUUAUGAAGUCAGCGACGUGAACAAGCCACAAAAACAAGCAUCCCAUCAGAGAGAGGUGUUCCUGUUCAAUGACCUCAUUGUGAUCCUGAAGCUGUGUCCCAAGAAGAAGGGUGUAGCAACAUACGUGUUCUGUAAAGCGCUGGGUCUGCUGGGGAUGCAGUUCUACAUGUUUGAAAAUGAGUAUUACCCUCACGGUAUUACCAUCUUAUCUCCGUUCUCAUCGGAGAAGAAGCAGGUGGUGAAUUUCUGCUCGCAGAAUUUGGAGGAACUGCUGAAGUUUGUGGAGGAUCUGAGGGAGAGCAUCACCGAGGUGGCUGAGAUGGAACAGAUCCGUAUCGAAUGGGAAUUAGAGAGGCAGCAGACGGUGAGAACACCUGCUCAGAACAAUGGCGGCCAACUGGAGAUGCAUUCAAGACCAAUAUCUCCUGCAGGAGACCAUGAUUUCUUCGACAAGACUGGAAGCAAUGCAGUGGAGAGACACCAGGCCCUCGGUGUCCCGUCCCCAGUCAAACACCAGCAACACUACCAGGUGUCAAUUCACCACAGGCUCAGAACGUACCAGGUCAGCACUCCGCCGGCUCCGCCCACUUCUCAGCCUCAGCUGGCCAUCAUGCCUAGCCCCGCUCCCAGCUCUGCCCUGAACAUCUCCCCUGACACGCUGGUCCAGUGCCAGCAGAUCGACAAGGUGAUCGUCGUGGACUCGGCAGGCCGCGGACAUAUAGAGACGUUCCUAAGCCAAAACCCAGGACAACGUUUAAUCCAGUCAGCUGUCUCCACUCCGACCCGCACGAGGGAAGGCGGAGCAAAGCAGCCGCCCCUUCCACCUCCACCGCCUCCUUAUCACCACAAACACCAGUUCUGCCCUCCAACUCCACCUCCUCCACAACACCUGCUCAGUCAGCGUAGGUAUUCAAGUGGGACACGCAGUCUAGUCUGAGCACACACACACACACACACACACACACACACACACACACACACACACACACACACACACACACACACACACACAC